This is a messenger RNA of Ipomoea nil (Japanese morning glory), 1117 nucleotides long. Its product is annotated as B-box zinc finger protein 24-like. The transcript has 3 exons. Gene Ontology annotation, cellular component: nucleus. Gene Ontology annotation, biological process: regulation of DNA-templated transcription; photomorphogenesis. The coding region runs from base 202 to 897 and encodes 231 amino acids. Lineage: Eukaryota; Viridiplantae; Streptophyta; Magnoliopsida; Solanales; Convolvulaceae. The record is from RefSeq and is a predicted model, not a curated record. Gene Ontology annotation, molecular function: zinc ion binding.
AUCUUCUGCUUCCCCUCCACUUCUCCGCCAAUCACUCCUCCUUCCCAUAUUCCAGAUUCUAUUCUCCUCCCACUCCUCACAUAUCAUUUGAUCUGAAAUUUUUUGGGGUUUUCCCCCUAUCUGUUUGUCCUUUCUGUCAACAGGGGUUCUUGAAUUAUUUGUUUGUUUUGGUUUCUUGGGGACAAAGAUUAUAGAGAGAGGAUGAAGAUUCAGUGUGAUGUGUGUGAGAAAGCAUCUGCCACAGUGAUUUGCUGUGCAGAUGAGGCAGCACUGUGCACACAAUGUGACAUAGAAGUUCAUGCUGCAAACAAGCUUGCAAGCAAGCACCAGAGGCUUCUUCUUCAGUGCCUCUCCAACAAGCUCCCUCCCUGUGAUAUUUGCCAAGAGAAAGCGGCAUUCAUUUUCUGUGUGGAGGACAGAGCUCUCUUCUGCAAGGAAUGCGAUGAGCCAAUUCAUUCUGCCAACAGCCUCGCUGCAAACCACCAGCGAUUUCUAGCCACUGGGAUUCGAGUAGCACUGAGUUCCAGUUGUAAGAAGGACGCCCCAAACGCACAAUUGGAGCCACAGCCACCAAAACCAAACUCACAGCAGGUCACUGUUAAAACGCCUUCUCAACAAUUGUCUGGCAUCACGUCGCCUUCUUGGGCCGUCGAUGACUUACUUGGAUUUUCUGACUAUGAAUCCUCAGAGAAGAAGGAGCAGCUUGAGCUCGGUGAGCUGGAAUGGUUAAAUGAUAUCGGUCUGUUUGGAGAACAUGAAGUCCCCGAGCUGUCUGUGGCUCCUCAGCCUAGCCACGCGAGCAUGAACAAGUCAGCCAAAUUCUACAUGCCUCACAAGAAGGCGAGAAUUGAUGUCCCAGACGACGAUGAGUUCUUUACUGUCCCUGAUCUCGGUUGAAUCUCGGGACAAUGGAGCCUUCUUCAUUCUACUAAUACAUUGUUAGCAGUGGUUGAACUGUGGUAGCUACUACACUAUGACAUAGACAUACUAUAUCUGUGUAAAAUGUGUACAUCUGCUUCUCUGUAAUAGAUCAUCAUCAUCACUGCACUUUCAGUAUCAGAUUCUCCCUAGCUAAAUCUGGUAAUUUGGGUGGCAAUUUUCUUUCUUGAUUUGCUUC